Messenger RNA from Gymnodraco acuticeps, 3794 nucleotides. RefSeq names its product fatty acyl CoA reductase 1 (gene far1). NCBI's taxonomy places the organism in Eukaryota, Metazoa, Chordata, Actinopteri, Perciformes, Bathydraconidae. Gene Ontology annotation, cellular component: peroxisome. The record is from RefSeq and is a predicted model, not a curated record. Gene Ontology annotation, molecular function: alcohol-forming very long-chain fatty acyl-CoA reductase (NADP+) activity. The transcript has 13 exons. Gene Ontology annotation, biological process: long-chain fatty-acyl-CoA metabolic process. Bases 19 to 1722 code for a protein of 567 amino acids.
CGUCACGUCGGCAGGCUGAUGGUUCCGCCCUGGCUCUCUUCCUGCUCAGCUCCUCUGUCUCUUCUCACGCCGCUCCGCCGCACAGAAACUCACAACUUCCAGAACCGGGAAACAUCACAUUUUGGGUGCUGUGGUGUGAGGGGCUCACUGAACAGACCAACAGACAUCAUGGUGAACAUCCCAGAAUACUUUGCAGGGAAGACGGUGCUGAUAUCUGGAGCAACAGGCUUCAUGGGCAAGGUUCUGCUGGAGAAGCUGCUGCGGUCCUGCCCUGAAGUCAAAAGUGUGUUUGUGUUGGUCCGGUCCAAAGCUGGUCAGAGCCCCCAGGCCCGCAUCGCUGACAUGAUCAACUGCAAGUUGUUUGAAAGACUGCAGGACGAGCAGCCAGGCUUCUCAGAGAAGAUCACAGCCGUGAGCAGCGACCUGAUCCGGCCCGGGCUGGACCUGAGCGAAGAGGACCAGAGUGUCCUGGCCGACCGCGUCAACAUCGUGUUCCACUGCGCCGCCACCAUCCGCUUCAACGAGCCGCUCAAAGAUGCAAUGCAGCUGAAUGUGCUGGCCACUCAGAAGAUGCUGGCCCUGGCCCACAGGAUGAAGCAUCUGGAGGUCUUCCUUCAUGUCUCCACCGCCUACGCCAACUGUGACCGAGAGCUCAUUGAGGAGGUCGUGUACACCCCCCCCGUAGACUACCGCAGACUCAUCGAUUCUCUGGACUGGAUGGAUGAUGAGCUGGUGUCUGCUCUGACUCCCAAACUCAUCGGGGAGCGUCCCAACACCUACACCUUCACCAAAGCCUUGGCUGAAUACAUGGUGCAGCAGGAGGCCGGAGACCUGAACGUGGCCAUCGUCAGACCCUCCAUCGUGGGGGCCAGUUGGAAGGAGCCCUUCCCUGGUUGGAUUGAUAACUUCAACGGACCUAGUGGAAUCUUCAUUGCCGCUGGUAAGGGGAUCCUGCGUACGAUGAGAGCGUCCAAUGAUGCGGUGGCGGACCUGGUGCCGGUGGACGUGGUCAUCAACGCCACGCUGGCUGCUGCCUGGUACUCUGGAUCUCAGACACUCAAAAGGUCUAAAAGCAUCAUGGUGUACAACUGCACCACCGGAGGCAUCAACCCGUUCCGCUGGGGGGAAGUUGAGUACUGUAUAAACAUGAACUUCAAGACCAAUCCCUUAGAGCAGGCCUUCAGAAGGCCCAAUGUCAAUCUGCGCUCCAACCCCUUUACUAAUCAGUGCUGGACGGCGCUCAGCCACACGCUGCCCGCCCUGCUCUAUGACUGCUGUCUCAGGCUGACAGGCCGCAAGCCCCGGAUGAUGAAGACAAUCACGCGCCUCCACAAAGCCAUGAUGGUCUUGGAGUAUUUCACCAGUCACUCCUGGGUGUGGAGCAACGAGAACGUCACCAUGCUCAUUGGCCAAAUGAGCCAAGAGGAUAAGAAGGUUUUCAAUUUUGAUGUGCGUCAGCUGCACUGGGCAGAAUACAUGGAGAGCUACUGUAUGGGCACCAAGAAAUAUGUCCUCAAUGAAGAGCUGUCGGGCCUGCCUGCUGCACGCAAACACCUCAACAAGCUGAGGAACAUCCGCUACACCUUCAACACCGUCCUGGUUGUGCUCUUCUGGCGCGUCUUCAUCGCCCGAUCCCAGAUGGCCAGGAACAUCUGGUACUUUGUGGUGAGCCUCUGCUUCAAGUUCCUCUCCUACUUCAGAGCGUCCUCCAGCAUGAGAUAAGGAUCCAAGCGACGGGUGGUGGGUGGGGGGGACGAAUCAAUGAAGAAACACUGGCUGUGGAUGAUGACCGGUUCCUGAGCUCAAGGCCCUCGCUGUCUGUCUUUGGCCCGCUUUGCCUGGAGGAUCAGAUGGACCCGUUUCACCCAGGAAACAGAGAGAACCACUGGAGGCCACAGCCCUCUGAAUGUUGAUCUCUAGCAUUUCAUAAAACAGAGGGCAUGGAUCUAUCUCACUUGUACAACGCUCAGAUUAACAACUUUUGGACGAGUUAGAGAAGCAGGAGCACAAACCCUGUUCCUGUUGGUUUCCGUUAGCCCCGCCUCCCUCUCCGGUGCCGACUACUGCUGCAGUCUUUGAGCUCCAACGCAUCCAAACUCACUCCACCUGGUCUGCCUGCUCGCCUGACUGCCUGAAACUAAGCUAUGCAUUGGAUGAAGCUUCGCUGCAGAACCCCUCCGUCUGUUUUCAGUCCUUCCAGUCUUCCUCUUCCCCCUCUCCUUGUCCUUCCUAUGUAACCUUUGAUUGCAAGAUAAGCAGUCAAACUGCAGUGUAAGUUAUAUUUCGCUGUCACCUGAAAACAUCUCAAUUUAUUUUCUACCUUGGUAUUUGUGAUUGUUUUUUGUCAUUUAUUUUUCCUAGUUAGGCCUAUUCAAAUGUCUACAAGCAGGAUUGUGUUUGAAGAAGAAUAGGUAGCUGUCAGCUUCUGGGGGUUUGAGGCAGCUAAAGGAAGAAUCUGUACUGACUCAGCGAAGGCUUGUUCAGGGAGAGGUAUCGCUGAAACUGCUCCCCCUCAGAAGCCCGAUUCUGACACCAAAGCCAUUUCACCCAGUGGAGUGUUGGCAGCUCUGUGAAGAGAAUGUUUCCAUUGCAGGGGCUUUAGGGGGGGGGGGGGGGCUGUGCAGCACUCAGAGUUAUCUUUAAUCUUCCUGCUUGGCAAAAACACUGACAACAACCCCCCCCCUGUAUAUCUCUGGCUAGUUCCAUAAUGCGUACAAUAUGGAUUGUAUAUGGCGGCUUUACCCUGUGCCUACACACUGAUUGUACUUUAAGGAAGCUUCUUCUUCUUCUACAGGUUUCCUUUGUCAUUCAUCUUAAAGCUCUUUUUGCCAAAGUACCUCUACCAGCUCAGAGGAUGGGGGGGUGUAGUCAAGAGGAGACAUACUUUCAUUUAAGGCUUCUUUCAUUUAGUUCUGGAAGCCAUUUUGAUCAUGGAUACACAGUGGGGGGGAUGACUGUUAUGCAUUGCUUUACACUACCUUUCAGGUAGCUCACAAUCUGUGUUUAAGUCCUUUGUAUGGGUCAUCAUUCGUCAUGUUACUAGUUCAUGUUCUAUAUUAGUUCUGUAACUGUGUAAGUAUGCAGGGUUUGCUUAUGCUAUUUAUAACCUGCUGUUAAACUCCGGGACCGUUCUGUUGCCUUCUUCAUCCUGUCUUGUUGCAUAAGAAAUGAGUUUGUUUUUGUUCAGAUGAAUGAUUGUCUUGUUUCUCUGGGUUUUCUAUGAAUGAAUCAUCAUUGCCAUAGAGUCUCUGACCCACCUGAGGUUUACACUGUCUCCGGGGUCUGGAGCAGGCAGAGGGGUCUGAACAGCAGUGGGGGGGCCGUGCCCUACUCUCUGGUUGUUUGCAUGUGUCUCAAAAUGUCUUCGCCAUAGUAGCUCCAAACGCCUACAUGUGGUAUCUCUCACCUUCACAGCAUGAACCAUUUGACAAAGGAUCAUGUGACCUGGUGGAAGGAUGCACCCUUUUGGAAAGAUGUGUGAUUCGUGCCUGAACUUUUUAAAAUAUUCUAACAAUGUGAAAUUAGAUCUGUUUUCUAAUUAUUUGAUGUACAGCUCUAUUUAGGUAGACUUCAAAUUACAGAUGUAUUUUUAUGCUGAUGACAUGCGUGGAUAUUUUACCUACAAGAAGCUUAUGGAUCCAACUUUAGCUGAUGUAAAUAAUAAUAGGUAAAUAUGAGUGCAGUAUGUGUAGAGCUGAAUUGAAAUGUUAAAGGUUGCUUGUAACUGUGCUGUAUGUUCAUGUACUCUCAUUGUCUCUGAAUGUAACAGAAUAACAGCCUGACCUGUUUGCACA